AUGUUGCAGGGUAUUACCAGCACUGCCGGGGGCUCUUAUCCCUACUCCAAGCACGCGAUUUUCUACGACCUCGGUCAGUUGGAACCAAGCUUUAUGGCGCAGGCCGAGUGGAUUGAGAAGCCAUGGCAGACAUUUGCUAAAACGCUCAUCGAUCGAAUCAUCGACUGUGUAGCACAUAUUCCACGACUUUUUCACCAACUACAUUUGUUUGAGCAUCUGUCACCUGAAGAUCAGAGACUCCUAGGUUUGAGCUUAAUGGCAGAAUUCCAGUCUCUAGACACUACACUUCAAAAUAUCUAUUCUACACUCAAUGAUUCUGUCGAGGGUCCUUUGUACUGGUCCGCUCUCUCUCGGCACUAUGACCCUGCGGGCGACCCUAUGAAGGGACCCCUUUUCCCUGUCGCCUUUCACUUCCCCAAUAUCAAGACGGCCGGGCAUCUGAUGAUGUACUGGGCUACCUGCGCCCUGCUCUGGACCGGCUGGCAUGAAAUUUACGAGAACCUAGAACAACUCAACAAGAAUCCAUCGCCCCAUCUUCCUCCCUGCGAUGUCUUGCCAAUGAUUACGAAUGUCUGCCAAUCCGCCGAAUUCUGUUUGGACGAGACAAAUCAGCUCAUGGGGGCGUCCAUCGCGUCAACACCGCUAGCGAUCUGCAAGGCUAUCCUCUCCAACAGUGCACGCCACCAGCAACACUUUGCCUGGAUCCAGGUGACCCUAGAGCGUCUCCAGACCCGCGAGCAGCGCAUCAUAAAGUAUCUCUGA
Molecule: messenger RNA, 762 nt
Organism: Penicillium lagena
Lineage: Eukaryota; Fungi; Ascomycota; Eurotiomycetes; Eurotiales; Aspergillaceae
Exons: 2
Coding region: 1-762 (253 amino acids)
Source: RefSeq, a predicted model, not a curated record